AAAAAAAAAAAAAAAAAAAACCUACACGUUCGGAGGGAUUUCCUGUGGUGUUGCUGAGCUGCACAAAAAUUGCGAAGGCUUCAUCUAAGGGCGUCUCGGUGUGUUUGUUUUUUACUGAUUUAAUGUCUUAGUAAAGAGACGUUUACUGUGCGUGAUCUAGACUACAUCCAGAAGUAGCUAGUUAGCCAGUAAUAAUGACGUCUGAAGCCACUGUGGCCGAUACUCGCCGGUUAAACUCCAAACCGCAGGACCUGACGGACGCUUACGGACCUCCAAGUAAUUUUCUGGAAAUUGACGUCUACGAUCCUCAAACUAUCGGAGUUGGACGGAAUCGGUUCACCACUUACGAAGUCCGGAUGCGGACCAACCUCCCCAUUUUCAAGUUGAAAGAUUCUUGUGUACGAAGAAGGUACAGCGACUUUGAGUGGCUGAAAAAUGAGCUGGAACGAGACAGUAAGAUUGUUGUGCCUCCUCUGCCCGGGAAAGCACUGAAGAGACAGCUCCCUUUCCGGGGAGACGAGGGAAUAUUUGAGGAGUCGUUCAUCGAAGAGAGGAGAGUCGGACUUGAACAGUUCAUCAACAGAAUUGCUGGUCAUCCCUUGGCUCAGAAUGAGCGCUGUCUUCACAUGUUCCUGCAGGAGGAGAGCAUCGAUCGCAACUACGUCCCUGGAAAAGUACGGCAGUAGGGCUUUACAAAAGCGGGACUCGGGGCGGGUUCUUCUUUCUCCUGUUCUCAACUUCUAUUCCCUCUCAUCUGCAAAACAGUGCAGAGUAACGUUGGUUUUUGCACCAAGUAAAGUUAGAUGCAUCGUAAAACAAUGCAGGACUUGAUUCUAUUGGCCAGAUUAUGUUUUGUACAUGUCUGAGAGUUGCUCUUUACACACACAGUGUAUUUGUUUUACAUCUAUAAAAUGUACUUCUUAGAGUGUGUGUGUGUGAGAGAGAGAGAGAGAGAGAGAGAGAGAGAGAGAGAGACACAUGAUCAUACCUGAACGCUGUAGCACUAAAGAUGGUUGGCUCAUGUCUUUGUCCUCUCAGGCAGAUGUUCUGGUCAGUACUAGGAGAAUGGAGAGUGCGUUCCAGUAGAAUUUCAGAAGUGCUACUAUAGAGGACACUUAGAAAUUGAAAUCUGUUCCGUUUUGUAUAUGUGACACGUGGUACUCGCAUCUAAAAUAUUAGAAUUACAAGUAUUGCAGUUAUUGAUCAAACGCGUAAUUCUGCACUGAAAAGGUAAAAGUGUUGUGUAUGCGUCUUGGUCAGAGAGCAUUAUGGGAUUUUUUUUUUUUCUCCCAACAAAUGUACCCAUUGUGAUGUGGUAUCAGCUGUUAAAUUAUGUAAAGGUCACGCUAUUGUUACGAGUCAAACAUCGCUUCAUAGAGGACAAAUGUAUUUGCCAACUUUGUAAAAGUUGUCCCGCCAAAGUCGAGUCAUUUUCCUCAGAAUGACUAUAUUUAUGUUCUCUUCCUGUGUUAAUCAACCUGUGCCUGUGACGUUUGUCUGUAAAUAAAGUAUAACAAAAUAGUGA
Messenger RNA from Tachysurus vachellii, 1525 nucleotides. It is a transcript of the gene snx12, whose product is annotated as sorting nexin 12. Gene Ontology annotation, molecular function: phosphatidylinositol-3-phosphate binding. The record is from RefSeq and is a predicted model, not a curated record. Lineage: Eukaryota; Metazoa; Chordata; Actinopteri; Siluriformes; Bagridae. Gene Ontology annotation, cellular component: retromer complex; early endosome membrane. The coding region runs from base 195 to 686 and encodes 163 amino acids. The transcript is spliced from 4 exons. Gene Ontology annotation, biological process: endocytic recycling; late endosome to Golgi transport.